CUGAGGAGGUAUCUCAGGUGCCGGUCACUUCAAUUUCCUUGUGCUAAGUGCUUUUCGGUUUUUGAGAUGCUUAUAUUUUUCGGUUUCUGAGAUGUUCCAUUUCAUAAGAAGGGCAGCCGAGCACCGUAAAAACGAAUGAGAAAGCAAACUCUACAGGUUCAAGCAUGUAUGCAGCUACUAACAAGCUUUGAUGCGACAGCCAACGCUACACGAGAUGAUCUCCCCGAAGAAGCCAUGCGAAAUGAUCAGAGUUUGCAUGCAUUUCACGGACUGACAAUUUUUAGGUCCAGCCGUCCAGGAGGUGGUGCCACAUUGGAGUCAGUUCCAGACCUUGUGAAGGCAAUGUACCUAAACAUUGAAAGCUCCCCUUGUGUGAGGCUGCUGAAUCUUUCUGGUGAAAUUGGCUGUUCUAAUCCUGGAAGUGAAAAGGUCAUUGCACCGAUUGUAAGAUUCAGAAAAAGCAGUGAUCAAUUGAUUCAACCAUCCACUAUUCUCCUUCCCUUAGAUCAGAUGUCAGAUUUCUUUCUGAGGUACAUGGUAUCCAAUGAUCCAGAACUUUACCAGAAGGUGGCUGGUGUAUUGAUUGAGUCAAAUGGUGUCAACGGUGACUUACAAGAGCUGUCACCUGAUAGAAAAUUUCCACAAGAUGAUUUUGCACCCUACUCAAAUCACAGCCAUGAUUGGAAUCUUGCUGGAUCAGGUAUCAUGUGGAACAGAUAUAACUUCCCUGUAUUUCUACUUUCGGAAGAGAGUACAAAGACUCUUCAAAAGAUUUCAGAAAAAAAUGAGAAGACUAGCAAUGGAUAUAGAGCAAAUGUUGCAGAAUUCGACCUUGUUAUGCAGACAACCAAAGCUCAAACACAUGAUUCAGCAUCCUGCCUCAAAGAACAAUCAUGCUUGCCCCUAGGAGGACACAGUGUAUGGGCUUCAUUACCGCCACUUAAAAAUGGAUCUACGGAGCAUCAGAAACCUUUAAUAUUGGCUAUUGCAUCCCAAGACUCUGCAUCGUUUUUUCGGGACCGCAGUCUUGGUUCAGAUUCUCCCAUAUCUGGAUUAAUUGCCUUGCUCACUGCUGUUGAUGCUCUUUCUCACAUUCAUGAUCUAAGCAACCUUAAGAAACAGCUUGUGUUCGCUGUUUUUAAUGGUGAGGCCUGGGGUUAUCUUGGUAGUCGGAAAUUCUUACAGGAAUUAGAUGAAGGUGCUGCUUCUGUGAAUGGAAUUAGUAGCUUAAUGAUUGACCAGGUACUGGAGAUUGGUUCUGUUGGCAAGGCUAUACUUGAGGAAUAUCCAUCGUUUUAUGUGCAUGCUGAAGGGAAUUCAUCAACUUCAAAGACAAUAUUAGAUGCACUGCAAAGCGCCAGCAAGUCACUUGGUUCUGACAAUGUUAAAGUAAAACAAGCAGCUUCAUCAAAUCCUGGUGUUCCACCAUCUUCAUUAAUGUCAUUCAUAAGGAAGAAUACAUCAACUUCUGGAGUUGUGUUGGAGGAUUUUGAUUCCCAUUUUUCCAACAGAUUUUAUCAUAGCUAUCUGGAUAACCCUGUAAACAUCAAUUCUUCGUCAAUAGCUGCAGCUGCUGCUUUGGUUGCCAGAUCACUGUAUAUUCUUGCUAAUGAUGGCUCAGUUGUCGAUCUCAUAACACUAAACACUAUAAAAGUGAAUGUUUCAUUGGUCGAAGAACUUAUUGGAUGUCUGCUUACUUGCAAUCCUGGUCUUUCUUGUGGCCUUGCGAAAAGAUUCAUUUCUCCAAGCAAUUCCUGCCCAAGUCAUUAUGUUGGUGUUUUUCUGGAUGACCCUUCUGGCACACAGUUUCCUUCAUACGCAGAUGACACGUCUCGAUUUGUAUGGAACUUCUUGGCAGACAGAACUUCUAAUUUAGCGGGCAAUAAAAGCUCAUGUACUGGAAAGUGUGCUGAUGAAGGUGAAGUAUGUGUAGGGGCAGAGGUGGAGGGUGGAGGUAGAUGUGUUGUAUCUACAACCAGGUAUGUUCCUGCUUAUUCAACUCGGGUGAAAUUUGAGAACAAUGCAUGGCACAUUCUUCCAGCGAAUUCGUCAGAUCCAAUGGGUGCUGCAGAUCCUGUGUGGACUGAAAGCUACUGGAACACUAUUGGCCUCAGGGUCUAUGCCGUGCAAGAUUCAGCUUACGAUUGGCUUAUUCUUCUUGCCGGGCUCAUUAUCACUGCUGCAUCUUACUGCGCUGUACAGUUUGGCACAACAUACAUUUCAAAGGUGGUGAAGCAUGACUGAAACGUCAGUGGGCUGCUACACUGAUUCUGGGUAUUUAGAGCUGGAAAUAGAACUAAUUGAGCUGGCAAUUUGUAGAACAUUAGCAGCACAUGAGACAGGGUGAUUGAACUACGAGAAAGCCACAAUGAAUUAUGAAGCCUUCCGGCUAAGCUAAGGAGGAGCCAAUGGAUGCAGUCCGUCAUCAUUAUGCGGACGUCCAGGUUAGAAUUAGAAGCCCCUGUCUUGGGCCGAUGCAAUAUGAAAGUGUAGUGACCCUGGCACGUUUGGUACUGAACUGGUAGGUAGAUUAUGAGACGCCUCUACCUCUAGGUGGAUGUUUCCAGGAACGUGUGUUUUCCUUUGUUUGUGGAUGCUGCGUACUCAGUUUUGGUUGCGUAUAAGCCUGUUCCUCUCUCCAAUGGAUUUGCUGUUGCGCACACCAAUUAUUAUACUGGUACACGCAUGCUGAUUGGAUCUUGUAUCGUGUUUGGUUUCA
Sorghum bicolor (sorghum) is the source of this 2719-nucleotide messenger RNA. Its product is annotated as nicastrin. The coding region runs from base 136 to 2244 and encodes 702 amino acids. Gene Ontology annotation, cellular component: membrane. Gene Ontology annotation, biological process: protein processing. The transcript is spliced from 16 exons. Lineage: Eukaryota; Viridiplantae; Streptophyta; Magnoliopsida; Poales; Poaceae. The record is from RefSeq and is a predicted model, not a curated record.